AUGUUGAUUUUAACAGGGCUCUUCUGGAACAGUUCUGCUGUUUCUCGUCCAUACCACUAUAUAAAUACAGCAAUGUCAUGGUCAGAGGCUCAGAGUUACUGCAGAGAGAGAUUCACUGAUCUGGCUACUGUAGACAGCAUGGAUGAUGUGAACAGGCUGGUAAAUGUAGUGGAUGCUGGAUACAGUGGAUCAGUGUGGAUUGGACUGAAGAGAGGGACACACAAACAAUGGAGUUGGUCUAAUGGAGAAAACACAACUUCUCAGUACUAUAACUGGGCUUCAGGACAGCCAAAUGCGGAUGGAGAUUGUGUAGCUAUUUUUUAUGGAGUUUGGCAUGAUACAGAAUGUAGCAAUAUGCGAUAUUUUGUAUGCUAUAAAAAUGAUGGAUAUAUUUUAGUACAAAGUGCUAAAAUCUGGACAGAUGCUCGGAGCUACUGCAGACAGUAUCACACAGACCUGGCCACCAUCCACAACUCAGAGGAAAAUAACCAGAUAAAUCAAAUUAUUUUUUCUGGAUAUUACAUCUGGUUUGGUCUGUAUCUGGACUCUUGGGAAUGGUCUGAUCAGUGGGAUCUGAGGUUCAGACACUGGGUAGAAGGUCAACCAUCCAUGAGUUCAGAAUCUGGUAACUGUGUUGGCAUGUCAAGAAGCAACUCUGGCAGAUGGUCUCAAUACAGCUGUGAUGUAAAGCAGCCUUUUAUCUGCUAUGGAGGUGAUUCUGCUCUUUAUCGUCCGUACCACUAUAUAAAUACAGCGAUGUCGUGGCCAGAGGCUCAGAGUUACUGCAGAGAGAGAUUCACUGAUCUGGCUACUGUAGACAGCAUGGAUGAUGUGAACAGGCUGCUGAAUGUAGUGGAUGCUGGAUACAGUGGAUCAGUGUGGAUUGGACUGAAGAAUGGGACACAGAAACGCUGGGUUUGGUCUAAUGGAGAAAACACAAUUUCUCAAAACUAUAACUUUGCUUCAGGACAGCCAAAUGGAGAUGGAGAUUGUGCUGCUAUAUAUUACGGGGUUUGGCAUGAUGCGCCAUGUCACUUGAAUCAUUAUUUUUUGUGCUAUGGAAAUUCCGGAUACAUCUUGGUACAAAGCAGAAAAACGUGGAGUGAUGCUCAGAGCUACUGCAGACAGCAUUAUACAGACCUGCCCACCAUCCACAAUUUUACAGAAAAUAACCAGAUAAAUAACAAGAUAAAUCAACUUAUUUUAUCUGGAUAUUACAUCUGGAUUGGUCUGUUUGUGGACUCUUGGGGAUGGUCUGAUCAGUGGGAUCUCACAUUCAGACACUGGGUAGAAGGUCAAUCAUCUCUGAGUUCAGGAACUGGUAACUGUGCUGGUAUGUCAAGAAGCAACUCUGGCAGAUGGUCUCAAUACAGCUGUAAUCUACAGAAGCCGUUUAUCUGCUAUGGAGAUGGCAUGAGAAAACAAAUUGUGAGAUUGAAAGUGACCUGUAAGGGAAAAUGCGCAUUGAAUGAUCAUUCACUACAGACGGCCAUUCUGAAUGAGAUAAGUGAAAAGCUGAAGAACAUGAGGUUGGAGAGUGACAGCAAAAUAAGCUGGAGAAAGGGGGAAGAUGGAGAGGUGUUUCAUCAGGAGAACAACCAUAUGGAAGCAGGUCGCAGAGAAGACGCCGAAUAAUAAAUCUG
This is a messenger RNA of Onychostoma macrolepis, 1643 nucleotides long. RefSeq names its product macrophage mannose receptor 1-like. The transcript has 7 exons. The coding region runs from base 1 to 1635 and encodes 544 amino acids. The record is from RefSeq and is a predicted model, not a curated record. NCBI's taxonomy places the organism in Eukaryota, Metazoa, Chordata, Actinopteri, Cypriniformes, Cyprinidae.